Molecule: messenger RNA, 7215 nt
Organism: Topomyia yanbarensis
Lineage: Eukaryota; Metazoa; Arthropoda; Insecta; Diptera; Culicidae
Gene: grh
Product: protein grainyhead
Exons: 16
Coding region: 1473-5000 (1175 amino acids)
Biological process (GO): regulation of transcription by RNA polymerase II
Cellular component (GO): nucleus
Molecular function (GO): DNA-binding transcription activator activity, RNA polymerase II-specific; RNA polymerase II cis-regulatory region sequence-specific DNA binding
Source: RefSeq, a predicted model, not a curated record
GAGCUGGUAGUAGUUUAGUUCGAAGCGGACACCUGCUAAAAUCUAGAGGAUUUUCGUCGAAUUUUGUCGCAAUUUACGUUAAAAGUAGUACAUUGACGGCUAAUUGGCGCGCAGAAUCCCCCGGGCGGACCAGCGUAGGGUGCAAAGACUAUAAGUUCCGCGUGAUUUUCGGACCGGGUCACUUCCGGAAGUUUGGCGACUUUUUGCGCGUGUGGGAUUCAAAGAAGACGAGAACAACGAGAUUGUCGGGAGUGCGUUGAACACUCAGGCAGGGAUCGCUGGGUUGGUCUCCACGGUGCGGUGGUUCAGUGACAGUGCCUAUAGCUUAUGUGUUGUGUGUUGUGUUUUCAAAGCUGCGGGGGAAGCAGUGCGUGAGAGGGAGAGAGGUAACCUCCCUUAUGUUAGGCUAGCAAGCUUUGGCCCAGCGCUCGCAGGACACAAAGAGUUUGAGACCCACGCGAAGUUUCCGCCGCCCUCGUCGCGCACUGCUUCGUCGUCAUCGCCGUCGUCGUUGGCAUCGGUGAAUAAUAAAAAAGCACCGUUCGAAAGCAGGCAAAUUAAUAUGCAAGCACGGGAACUAAUAGCGAUCCCUUCGGCCCCAAACAGCAGCAGCCGGUGCAGCUACCAGCAAUAGCCACGCGGAUACGCAAAUGAUGAAUGAAUGCUUACGAAAACAACAAUAAUUGCCAAUGAGAGUACCAACCAACGUCGAGGCGCCGGGCAGCACAGCAGCAGGGUGAAACUUCCUCCCCACAAACUGCAUGACCCGAAUGGUAGGGCUUUCAACGACUACUGCAGUAUAGGGACUGUUGUGUCAAAGUGAUUGUGUACAGAGAUUUUUUAUGGAACCGCAUGUUUUUAUUAGUUUUUUUAUUCCGAGUGCUAGUGUGUGAAAUACUGAAAGUACAUAAUUGAGAUUCUUGUGAUUUUUUUUUUAAAUAUUUGUUGUAUAGUUCGCAAAAAGUCCGUCCAGCUUAAGUGCCAUAACAGAGUUAAGUGCCUUCGCCAUAGUAGUAGCAUAUUUUCAAUUAUUAAGUGUACGCGCAAGCAAAGCAACCCUCGAAGUGAAACGUGAAAGCCAUCGAAAAGCAAGCCGCAAAAGUAAAAAAAAUAUAUAAUAUGUGUUGUGUUGAAGCAAGAUGAAAAAAUUGAUAACAAUUUAGCAGGCGUGCAAAUUGAAAGUCCGCUCCGGCUGAUGACAGUUUUAUAAACACUUAAGUGAGCAAGUGCUUCGAAAAGUACCCGGUGGCCGCAGCAGCAGAAAAAAGCAAGGUCGAGCUAUGUAAGCGGAGACGUGCAAUCGGUAGUCUUAGCAAAGGAAUCCGUCCAGUAAUCAGAGAUUAAGAGAAUAGAGAAUGUGAUAUCAGCCGACCUUCCAAGCAAAUCUAAUACUCAGCAGCGCUUCCAGAAUACAGUAUUAGCAUUAGAAGAUAUUUAAGUGCAAUUUCUCACAGAGAUCAACCGAGUAAAAAAUGUCUUCCUCACCCGACAUGCAGCACCAUCAUGCGCAAAGCGAGAUCAGAUCAAAUCCUCCCACGCCCCCACCGGAGCUGGCGACAAUGACAAAUGUCAGUGUACUGGAUUUGCACAAAGACUACACGGGGGAUGUGGGUCAGACAAAGGUUUAUGACAAGGAAACCAAUACGGUGUACCUGUACGCUAAUCCAGGCCAUAAGAUCAACACUUCGGUAGCUGCCAUACAAUCUCCCCAACAUUUGUCCACAGUCGUCCAGGCAGGACAUCACCAUCAGUUAUCGUCACCCGACCAUGAAGUAGAGCAAAAUUUACUCCAUUCAAGAUUAAUACAAGAACAACAACACCAACAACAACAACAGCAACACACACAUCACCAUCACCACCAUCAACCACACGAAGAGGAUCAGCAUAUACAGCGGCUCUCGCCAGGGGAUCAGGUAAUUGACGGAAGAUUAAUACCGUCAGGCUUGAACGGAGAUAUUCAGCAACAACAUCAUCACCAGCAACAGCAACAGCAGCAGCAACAACAACAACAACAACAACAUCAGUCACUGGCCCGUCUCUCGCCGGACGAUCAAUCAGUGCGUAUGCUGGACAACGCACACAUUCAACGUCUCCUUGGCAACCAGCAGAUCAUUAGUCGAGAGAUCAUCAACGGGGAGCAUCACAUCAUCACGCGCAACGAGAAUGGUGAAACGAUUCUGACCCGAAUCGUGAAUGCCCCGGCCACCACACCAACGAACGAUCAAUUAAUCAACAAACUUUCAACCGACCCCAACGGUAUCUACAGUGGUCACCAUCACGCUACUGCCGGAGGCCCUUCGACCCCAACUGCCGACCAGCUGCCAACGACUGUCCUUCAGUACGAGAAAGAAACCGAGGACAAACAGCAGCAGCACCAACAACAGCAAAUCUAUGCCAACCCAGCAAAUGACUCCUCCCCGGAUCAGGCAGUGGCCAUCAAUCAUCCCAAACAGAUCGUUUACACGGUGGGCGGUGAGCCGAAAAACGUCAUCUAUGGUGACCCGAAAGCCGCGAUACCGCAUUUUGAGCCCAUGCAUCAGGAUCCUACAGGACAGCAGGAUCCCAAGGCUCAAAUCGAUUACGUGUACAAUGAUGGCAACAAAACAGUCAUCUAUACCGAUCAGAAGGGGCUGGAGAGUUUGUAUGCUAACAACGAGCUGGGUCUAAUGGACGGAACGCAGAUCGUGGUCCAGGGCAAUCUUCAGUACACCCAGCAGCAGGGACCGGACGGAACGACGGUGUAUGUGGUCGCUUCCGAUAUGAACCCGGACGACAUCAGUGCGCAGAUUCAGCAAAGCAACCCCACCGCAAAAAUUAACGGCCAAACCACGCCUCUGGAUGUAUCAGGCCUAUCGCAAAAUGAUAUACAAGGCAUACUGCUUGGUUCACACCCAUCAUCGCAGACGAUAAAUGUCAAACGUGAGCCCGAAGAUCUACGCAAAGAGCCGAAAAAUUCACGAAGUCAAAAGGUGUUGGUCGUUCAGCCCACGUCGCCCUCGAUACAGAUUAAAGAACCUCCACCUAGCCCUGGAAGCCCCUCGGCCGAAACCAUGUAUGCUGCCCCCGGCAGCACGCAGAUCUACCUACAGGGUCCAUCACAUCAGUCUAGUUCGGCCGCGACUGCCGGUUCCAAUGUGAAUACGAAUUCACCCAGUCCCAGCUCCUACGAUCAGUAUGGAAUGUAUCAGCAAAGAUUAGGACCCAGCGGUGCGGCGUUUAUCGCUGAGCAAUACCCAUAUCGCGAGUACUUUGAUCCGCAGGGUUAUGCUCCGGCUCGUACCAUUUACGGUACGGCAGAUUCGGACGGACCACAGCCAGCAACCACGUAUGAGGGUCGCUACUCGUCCAAGACGGGUUCGAUCUACACCAAAACCAUCACCUCCGCCGGCCUGACCGUGGAUCUUCCCAGUCCUGAUUCGGGUAUUGGUGCUGAUGCUAUUACUCCCAGAGAUCAGAAUAAUGUACAACCGUCCUUCGAUUAUACAGAACUAUGCCAGGCACCGACCGGUUUGCUGGAUCCAAACUCCAGCGCCAUACCGGCAUCGGUCGCUAGCCUGCAGCGAAACCUGACGGUCAACGGUGGCCAGAACAGUCCAACGACCUCGAUUGGCAGUGCGGCAGCUCCGCCCAGGUCCCGACCGUGGCACGACUUUGGACGGCAAAAUGACGCCGAUAAAGUGCAAAUACCAAAAAUAUUCUCCAACGUUGGCUUCAAAUACUAUCUGGAAAGCCCAAUCAGCUCGUCCCAGCGGCGGGAGGAUGAUCGGAUAACUUACAUCAACAAGGGACAGUUCUACGGGAUCACGCUGGAGUACAUCCACGAUCCGGAUAAGCCGCUCAAGAGUCAGACUGUGAAGAGCGUCAUCAUGCUAAUGUUCCGCGAGGAGAAAAGCCCCGAGGACGAAAUCAAAGCCUGGCAGUUCUGGCACAGUAGGCAGCACUCGGUCAAACAGCGGAUAUUGGAUGCAGAUACGAAAAACUCCGUCGGUCUAGUCGGUUGCAUCGAGGAAGUGUCACACAAUGCCAUCGCCGUUUACUGGAAUCCACUGGAAAGUUCCGCUAAGAUAAACGUCGCAGUUCAAUGUUUAAGUACAGAUUUCAGCAGUCAAAAGGGUGUUAAGGGCCUGCCACUCCACCUGCAAAUCGACACGUUCGAGGAUCCACGGGAUACCAGCGUGUGCCAUAGGGGUUACUGUCAAAUCAAAGUAUUUUGUGAUAAGGGUGCUGAACGCAAGACGCGUGACGAGGAACGACGAGCCGCGAAGCGCAAAAUGACAGCAACGGGCAGGAAAAAGUUGGACGAGUUGUACCAUCCCGUGGUCGAUCGAUCCGAAUUCUACACAAUGAGUGACUUGAUGAAACCUCCAGUAUUGUUCACACCAUCGGAAGACAUCGACAAGGUAGGACCGGAAGGUACUUACGAUUUACGCUCAGAUGCUCAUAAUAUACCAAUUCUACAGCUUACGUCGAUGGACUUGCCGUUCUACGGGCACGAUGCAGAUUCUCUUUCCGGUGCUUCUGACAACGUAAAGUCGCCAUUCUUGCUGCAUGCCAACAAACCCGCAACGCCAACGCUUAAGUUUCAUAACCAUUUCCCGCCAGAUGUUAAUACGGACAAGAAGGAUCCUAGCAUCAUUAUGGACGGAUCGAUGGUAGGAAACAUGUCCGACUUCGGGUCGCAGAUUAAGCGACAGCGGAUGACCCCGCCUCUGAGCGAGCGAGUUAUGCUUUACGUCCGACAGGACAAUGAAGAUGUUUACACACCCCUGCAUGUAGUCCCACCUUCGACGGUCGGGCUUUUGAACGCUAUUGAAAAUAAAUUCAAAAUUUCGACGUCGAGAAUAAAUAGCAUUUAUCGCAAAAAUAAGAAAGGAAUUACGGCGAGAAUUGAUGACGAUAUGAUCAGACACUACUGCAACGAAGACAUCUUCAUCCUGGAGGUCCGACAGUUCGAGGAAGACCUGUACGACAUCACACUGACGGAGCUUCCGACGCACUGAUCGUCGUAACGUUUUACUUCUAUCUACUAUAAGCAGCUUCUUUCGCGUUUUCUGUAGCAGAAUAAGGUAUAUUUACUAGACAGUGCCUUACGAGAGACAUUCUAACGUUUAAAUGUAUAAAUUGUUGAUAUAGGAAGUACUACUCACAAGCGAGUAACAGAUGAAUAGCAUAAAUGUUUAAGAUAUUACAAGUUUUUUAGUGAAUACGUCUUUUAAUUGUUUAGAUUUAUUUAUUUAUUUGUAGCAGAACAGAAUCAGAACAAGCAAGUAGGAAAUGAUAUGACACAAAAAGGUACGUGCUUCUCGUGGCAUGAGAUUUUAUGGACAAAAAAAGGAGGAGCAACAUUAAAAUUUACAUCCAUCAAACGCAUUUAUAUUGACCCCUAGAUUAUUUGCCUCAAUGAACAAAAUAAGCUGAAAAUCCACUUCAAGAUCUCAAAGUAUUCGUACUUAUAUUCGGGGCGAUUCCGCAAUCAAGAAGAAUUUCGUUACAAUGCAGACAAUUGUCCAUAAAUAAUUCGUUUUGCUCAAUUAUCGGGGACGACUGUGAACGGGAAUGGAUGUGUCAUAACCCUACAAUUCAAUCCCCUGCAGACAAGGCGCCAUUUUGAAUCCAAAUGAAGUGAAUGAUUAAAAAAAAGGCUCGAGGGCGCAUCAUUCCCAUGAGAAUAGAUUUCAAGCCAUAUGUUUUAAUGUAGAUAAUAGCAACUUGUCUUGCUUUUCCACUCAAAAUAAGUACUUACCCUUUUAGAUUCUAAAUCACUUUUUGACGAAUGAACGUACUUUGCAGGAGAAAAAAAAAAUGCGCAACAAAAUGAAACUUUUUGUACAACAAAACAGUUUUUGAUAGCUAUUAGCGAUCAUCCAUCGGUUGCAAUAUUAACAGUAACUUUGAAACGUAACAAUAGCAUAAGAGAAUAGAAUGCUUAACUGUUAGAAACUUAAGUUGUAAACUCACUUUACAUUCCAUGACAGUAAUUUUCAUCGACAUUCCAACAAUUCAGUACAUACUACUUCUUUAAUCAUUCACACCGCUGACACGUACUUUCACUAUACGAGUAUUCUAAGAAAAUAUUUUCCACUUAGAAUAGAUGUGCUAUUUUUUAAGGAAAUCCCCUUUGCUGAAACUGCCAUACUUGAGAAUACAAAUAGUGUUUAAGCAACAAACAAGUUUAACGGAUAAAAUAUUUAGCAAAAAAAACAUACAUCACUAAUUGUUAAGUACCUGAGAGAUUUAAAGUGAAAAGUAGCAACAAGGAAAAAAUAAGUAUUUUUGAUGCUAAUCCACAAACAGACUGUUCAGUGAGCAGCACAACGGCGAAAAAUCAAGAGAAAUGUUAAUGUGAUAUAGAAAACAAACAAAUGCUACACGAUUGUUGUUAUUUUAACCGGCCACCGCUAGCGGAUACCUCAAUGUGUUAGACUCUUGCCACAAACAUGAAACCAUCCUCAAGAAAAGCCAACAACAAGCCUGAUUGAGAGCCUGUCACUCCCGAUUGCCAUAUACAUAUAUUGAGCCUCUUUCCUUUCCUCACAAUGUCCACGGUGGCCAACUCCCGCGGAAAAUUCUUAAUAAAAAUGUUUAAUACAUCCGAUAGAAAAAGAACGGAUCCAAGCAACGCAUUGAGCAACUUGCUAUUCUUUUAGUAGCCUUAUAAGAUACUAAAUAAGUAAACCGUGGAUGGAACCUUGUUGCAAGAACGAUCCAUCUUUAUCGCGCUACGAAAAUAAAUGCAAUAUUAAUUUUACUAAUCAUGUUUUAGAAGCGACUCCGUAGGCUACAAAUGCAAGAUAGCGAGCGCGCGGAGAGUGAGUAUUUAACACAGCUACGAUUAAUACAACAACGACAACAAUCAAGCAUUUUUUCGUGAAAAUUUUCUUCAAGUAGCAAACUGUAAUGAUUUCUUUUGGUGGUGGAUAACGAUCAGCUUUUAUUGAUUCUUCUGUUUUUUAUUUGUAUUUCGCGUUUCAUUUAAUAGUAAUGCUAUUCUCAGUAGUAGCGCACAAGUAGUAGCAGAAGUACACACAACGAAUGCAGUAAUUAUUUAGUAGAACAAAGUUUUGCCAUUAUAACAAACCGUCGAAAGAAAAGUAAAAAUUUAUUUGGACAAGCUGAAAAUGUGACUAACAGAUAGGCUAAGCAGAUAUCAAUUAAGCAGCAAAACAUUUAAGUAAGAGAUUUUCAAUAUAGUGAAAAAAACGUUUCUUUUUAUGA